CAAGGGCGUUCGUUACAACCGCGACGAGAAGCUCACAGAACAAAGCCCACCUCGGCAGCAAGAACAUCCUUCUUCGUCGACUAUGGCUGACCCAUUCGCAGAUCGAAACGCGCUCGACGCCAACCCAUUCGCAGACCCCUCCGUCCAAGGCGCGCUCUCGUCCUCGAAUCGCGCCUACGAUGACUACGACGCCAAGUCCUUCGACGCUGGCGACGCAGACUCGGGGCUUAACACCCCUCGAGGCCAGGUUCCUACGCUGGACAAUGAUGCAGCGUCCUCCUCCAGGUACCAAGACCUGCAGAGGAGGGAGGCCGAGCUGCAGGCGCGUGAGAGGGAACUCCAGCAGCGCGCAGAGCACAUUCAGAAGCAUGGGCGAAACAAUUGGCCUUUCUUCAUGCCGAUCAUCUACCAUGACAUCGACGCCGAGAUUCCACCUGACAGUCGAGAGGCCAUGCAACACAUCUACAUCCUCUGGCUAGUGUUGGUCGGAACUUUGAUCGUCAACCUCGUCGCCUGUGUCUUCCUUCUGAUCCAGGGCAGCAGCGACGGGAUCAAGGACAUGAUUACCGGCAUCGUGUACCUCCCCGUCAUCACUGCCCUCAGCUUCCUGCUGUGGUACCGACCGAUCUACAAUGGCUUUAUGAAGGAGCACUCCCUUUUCUACUAUGUCUUCUUCCUUUUCGCUGGAUUUCACCUCGCCUUCAGUGUCUACGCCUUUCUCGGCAUUCCCUCAACGGGUUCUGCGGGUCUGCUCAACACGAUCCAGAGUUUCGCGAGUCAUCGAUUGGUUGCUGCCAUCCUCGGCGUCUUUGUUACGGUUGGGUUCGCAUUCCAGGGCCUCGGGCUCGCGUGGUACUACAAACAGAUCUGGAAGCACAACCACGAACAGGGGCACACGUUUGCCCAAGCCAAGGCCGAGCUCGCAAGCCACGGUGCUCGAGCAUACUUCACCCGUGGCAGUCAAGUCUAAUCGGUGACGGUGCGGGCGGUCGUCACGAUAAUGUUGAUGCGGCG
Acaromyces ingoldii is the source of this 1014-nucleotide messenger RNA. Its product is annotated as scamp-domain-containing protein. Gene Ontology annotation, cellular component: trans-Golgi network membrane; recycling endosome membrane. The transcript is spliced from 6 exons. The record is from RefSeq and is a predicted model, not a curated record. Gene Ontology annotation, biological process: protein transport. Bases 83 to 970 code for a protein of 295 amino acids. NCBI's taxonomy places the organism in Eukaryota, Fungi, Basidiomycota, Exobasidiomycetes, Exobasidiales, Cryptobasidiaceae.